Molecule: messenger RNA, 1243 nt
Organism: Sinocyclocheilus anshuiensis
Lineage: Eukaryota; Metazoa; Chordata; Actinopteri; Cypriniformes; Cyprinidae
Product: kinetochore localized astrin (SPAG5) binding protein
Exons: 8
Coding region: 105-707 (200 amino acids)
Biological process (GO): spindle organization; mitotic sister chromatid segregation; regulation of attachment of spindle microtubules to kinetochore
Cellular component (GO): centriolar satellite; mitotic spindle; kinetochore
Source: RefSeq, a predicted model, not a curated record
UGACGCUAUUUAUUUUGAAAAUUCAUGGCGCUGAAUUAAAUCGGGACUUUUAAAACAUUUAUCUACUGAUCCGCAUUAGCUUGGUGUGAAAGCUGCAUUCAGACAUGAAGAGAGUUCAGAUAAAAGACACAGCGAUUCCUGCACAGCCCAGUGUGGCAUCCAGAGCUGCACAUGUCAAGAACGACACAGAAAAUAAGAAGAACCAGUACAGAUCUCUGAAAGUGCCAUCUACAAGAUAUGGGCAACAGAAUGACAUAAGGGAGCAGAAUAGAGUCCUGACUUCAACAAAUGAAGACCUGCAGAGACAGCUUGAGGAAAUGAAGGGAACUGUGACUGACCUGGAGCUGCGGUGCACAGACCUCCAAGGAGAAAAUCAAGAAAUUCAAAAACAGCUGCGAGACUGUCAUGUCCUCCUUGUUGCAGAAAGCCUUGACCCAGUUUCAGGGGAAAAGUUGGGCCAGACAGCUCAACAGAAGGAAGAGCAAAGGAAAGAAGUUAUGACGGUUUCUCAUAAUCUCCUGACUGAGCUGAAACUGUUUGGUGAGACGGCACAAGAGCAUGCAGCAAAUUUACUGGAAGUGCAGAACAUCAUGAGGGACCUGACGGAAGCGCAUGGAAAGCUCCAGCAGGAGAGGGCAUUGUUCACUUUGGACGUGGAGGAAAUGGAGAGAGAUUUGGGGGAGGUAGAGAGAUUCUUGAUGGAAUAAAUGAAAGAAACUCUUUUACUGGCCAUAAAUACUGCAGUGCCAUAUGGUGUUGUUCGGAGAUCUGUCAGUCUGAGAAUGAGAAGCAUUUGGGCAAAAGUGUAACAUACUGUUGCAUUUAAAGGAACAUACAGCUCAUACCAUUUAAAGAAACACAAAUUUAAGAAUGCUUUAUGAUCAGAAUCUGUUUUUGUCUGCUUACAAGUUUAAGAUAUUAAUAUAAACAAUUUUCAUGCACCUCUAGAAUGGCAAGGCACUUCUUAAAUGCUUACUGUAUAUUGUUUUCAUUUGAAUUCUUUGUGCAAACAUGACCUUAAACAUUAUUAAAUGUUAAACUGGCUUCAACAAGAGACGUGCCUCUCCUUUACAUAGUGUUGUGCCAUGUCAUCUACUUCCAUCAUAGUAUCUGAGACAAAAUGAUGCCAACUAUAAGUAAUAGUUACAUAUUUCUAAAGUUAAACUGAGUAUGCUUAAUAAGCAUUGUCGCAUUUGACAUGGAGAUUUAAACCACAAUGCCCUUGUGAUGUGUGAGGUAAGAC